Molecule: messenger RNA, 1151 nt
Organism: Drosophila takahashii
Lineage: Eukaryota; Metazoa; Arthropoda; Insecta; Diptera; Drosophilidae
Product: paired mesoderm homeobox protein 1
Biological process (GO): regulation of transcription by RNA polymerase II
Molecular function (GO): DNA-binding transcription factor activity, RNA polymerase II-specific; RNA polymerase II transcription regulatory region sequence-specific DNA binding
Source: RefSeq, a predicted model, not a curated record
AGAACACAAAUUAAUUCAAUCAAUCGGAUUAAGAAUCACUUGUAUUGUCUCGAGUUCGGGAUCUUGAAUUAGUCGAAAGUGUUUUUAGCAAAUUAAAAAACCAAUUAUCAACGGUUAAUAGUUCAAACUAUUAUUUGAAAUAAAUUACGACGGAUUUUUCAAACAUGCUAAACUAUCAGCAGCAAUUGCAUUCGCUGCCCGUCGGCAAUCCGGGAAAUUUCUACUACGGACCGACGGGAUCGCUCUCUCUAACGGUUUCCGGCGAGAUAUAUUCUAACCAACAGUCGCACAAUCCAGAGGCCGAGGACAAACUGAUUGAUCGCGAAGAGAGUGCUCGAAAUAUGGAGAAAAUGCACAGAUUCUCAGUUGAUAAUAUCAUGGAAAUGAAGCACGAUGCCUAUGCCAAAAGCAAAAUGUCCUUGGAACUCAAUAACAACUACGGAGGAAGUGGAGGUGGCAGUGGAGCUGGCUGCUCCGGAAAUCUCCCAGUUGGCCACUCGAGGAAGCCGCGCCGCAAUCGCACCACCUUCAGCUCCGCCCAGCUAACCGCCUUGGAGAAGGUUUUCGAGAGGACCCACUAUCCGGACGCCUUUGUUCGCGAGGAGCUGGCCACCAAGGUGCAUCUCAGCGAGGCCAGAGUUCAGGUUUGGUUUCAGAAUCGGCGGGCGAAAUUCCGGCGAAACGAGAGGAGCGUCGGUUCGAGGCCUCUGCUGGAUGCUGCUCCUCAGCUGGUGCCGGCGCCCAUUAGCAAUAAUAUGCACAAAUAUGCCAAUCUGCCCCACCCACCGCCACCGCCGCCCCCCGGGGCGUAUGCCCUAAAUUUUGGGCCUCUGGAGCUGCGUUCGUGCCAAAAUUAUACGAACUGCUAUGGAGGAUUCACUGCGAAUCCGUCGUCCAACAGCGGGGUCUGCUCCUUCUUCGGGGCCACAAACUACUGUGUGGCGGCCAACUAUGCGAAGAACGCCUAUCCGCCGCUUUGAUGACGAGGGCUAGCUGCUGCUUUAAUGGGCCCCCAGAGGUUACUUCAUGCAUAUGUAUUUCAAUUAGCCAAAUUGCAUUAAUGCUUAAAAGUGUAUUAAGUCUAACCUAUUCGCCUACCUGACUAAUAUUUAUAUUUAUACGAUACCCACACAGAUGUGACACGCACUGAA